AACGAGCGCGGCGGAAUGCUUGGCUGGGUGGGGGCAGUAGCGGCGCUGCGGUCGUCGGCCGGCCAGGCCACCCCUCCGAGGGUGCGCUGCGAGAGUGUGUGUGUCAGUGCGACACUCACCCCCAGAGCACGAGCACCACUCUCGCCGGCGCGCCGCCACAAUCAGCACGAGACUCUGACUCCCAUUCUUCGCCCGUACACUAACAGGUUGGCGGGGGCAGGGUGCGUGGGGGCCCUGCUGGAGGCCACCAUGAAGAUGAGCAAGGUAGGCAACCAGACCAACAGCCAAGACCCUCAGGCGGUCAACUCGAGGGUCUUCGUCGGCAACCUCAACACAUUCCAGUGCAGCAAAACGGACGUUGAGAGGAUGUUUCAGCGAUAUGGACGCAUUGCAGGCAUUUCGAUGCACAAGGGCUACGCCUUCGUCCAAUUCACAAAUCCAUUCGACGCCCGCAGUGCGUGUCUGGGCGAAGAUGGACGGACGGUUCUGGGACAAAUUCUCGACGUGAACAUGGUGGCUGAGCCGAAGGCGCACCAGACCGGCCGCAAGCGGCAAAACAACGCCAAAACAGGCAACGACUGGGACUACUAUUACGACAGCUACUACGCGAGCGCCGCGUUUGGUUCCGCGGCGCCUGGCGGCGGCACGCGCCUUGUGCCCCCGCUGAAACGCCCCCGACUCAUGGUGCCCCCUGGGGCCAGGCCUAUUCUGAAGGCAGCGGCCUCUAUCCAGAAAGCGCCGCUCGCACCAGUCGGACAACUCAAAACUUACAGCAACCCGGAUAUUUUGAUCUGCGGCAACUGUAGGGAGAUGUUCACCGAGCUGCAGGAGCUGCUUGAGCACAAGAAGACCUACUGCAAGCUCAGGUUCACGUGCAAGUGCAACCUUAUCAACGGACUAAAGCCAGUGGUAGAAUGCAACGGCGGUGGGGAAUCAGAUGGCUCGGGGGUGGCAUGCCUGCUGUGUGUGCAGUGCAAGGACGCGUUCCACAGUCCCUGGGACCUGAUGGUGCACGUGCAGGCCGCACACAUGCUCAACAUAUACGAGCUCGGCGUGCCCAACAAGAAGGAGACCUCGACUUCGCCCCCGCCCCUCCAGGACACGCCGCCCCCGCCAGCCGCCGCCGUCUGCCCUUUGGAAACACUCAAUGACGACAUGGAAGGAGGAUCUCCUCGAGCCGCGGCCGAGGAGGCGGCCACCCCGCCCGAGGGCGCCACAGUGGCCACCAGCAUUAUCGACUUAGAUGAGGACGAGGACGAAAUGGAAGAAGAGCUGCUGAACGAUCUGCACCCAUCUCGGCGCACCAACAACAACAUAAUCGACCCUAAAGGGACCUUGGACCCGAAAGGACAGCUCGAGCAGGUCCACAAGCAGGCGCAGCAACAGAACUGUAUAGUCAGGGCUGUUCGUUUGAAUGUGAACUUAUCCGAGGCACUGAAGUCGGAGGCUCCGAUGGUGGCAGUGGGUGAGCAGGAGUGAUGGCCUCCGGCCGUUGCUGCCCCCUCUCUCACAUAUCGGCCGGUGCGUGCGCGAACACUAUUCGCUGUGUGAUACUGCCAAUCCAGCAGGCGGCCAGACGGCGGCCAUCAAAGGCGGCCACUCCUCGAUCUGUUGUUGCUUUUCUGAAUAGCUCUAUAUUAUUUAUGUUCCCCUCUUGUUGUUUGAUUUUUGUUCCCCCCAUAACGAGAGAGAGAGAGAGUGAGAGAGCGAAUUAUAAAGAAAAAUUAUGCAAAUAUUACUACGCCACACGCACUCUUUUCAGUUCACUCAAUACUUAAUACUCGCCAUCCGCAAACCCUUUGUUGAGAAAUCUAUUGUACUUUAUAUAAUUAUACCUUAAAUUUGAGCAUUGAUUUUUAACUGUGCGCAGCUUCCCUGUCUAUCGUUAUUAAUAACAUGCCUUUUAUUCGAAUAUCUAUUAAUAUCAUUGUUAAGUGACCUAGUUUGAUUUUUGUCUUUAUUUACCACACGAGAAAUGGAUACUUUUUGGUCAGUGUACAGAUCUGUAGCCCUUAAUCAAUGUUACCGACAAAAUCUACUCUAAUUAUAAAAAUAAAAAUUGCAAUAAAGUCAACAAGAA
This is a messenger RNA of Cloeon dipterum, 2080 nucleotides long. RefSeq lists its product as uncharacterized. Gene Ontology annotation, molecular function: RNA binding. The transcript is spliced from 10 exons. Gene Ontology annotation, cellular component: nucleus. The record is from RefSeq and is a predicted model, not a curated record. Lineage: Eukaryota; Metazoa; Arthropoda; Insecta; Ephemeroptera; Baetidae. The coding region runs from base 16 to 1479 and encodes 487 amino acids.